Molecule: messenger RNA, 2449 nt
Organism: Scatophagus argus
Lineage: Eukaryota; Metazoa; Chordata; Actinopteri; Scatophagidae
Product: beta-1,4-galactosyltransferase 1-like
Exons: 2
Coding region: 157-1236 (359 amino acids)
Biological process (GO): protein N-linked glycosylation; carbohydrate metabolic process
Molecular function (GO): cytoskeletal protein binding; beta-N-acetylglucosaminylglycopeptide beta-1,4-galactosyltransferase activity
Source: RefSeq, a predicted model, not a curated record
CCCACCUGAUCAGCUGACUUGAACAAGGAAGUUGCUCAUAGAAAAUGAAAACCUGUCUGGCUGCUCUCAUGGUUGUAACACGUUUGACUUGCUCAGAGAAAUGCUGUUGCCAGAGCUGUUCGAGACCUGUUGAGUUUACAGCACUCAGUUUCAGGGAUGGCAAAAAUGCUGAAAAAACUCUUCAGAGUGUUGUCACUUUUUGCUUUGCUCAGCCUGGCGUGCUUUGUUGUGCUUCUGUUUUACGGCAAACACGGCACUUUAACUUAUUUGACUAAACCACACUAUGCAGAAGGAGAAAAUGACACUCUUGCCAGGAUGAUUAAACAGCGUGUACAAGAACUGUGGGAACUGAACACCAAAGCUACAGAAGACAAGCAGGCAGUGACACAGACCACAGCUCCUCAGGUCAAGACUUUGGAGCCCUGUCCAGACCCCCCUCCAAAGCUUGUGGGUCCACUCCGUGUGGAGUUUAAUUUUGAUCGGACUUUGGAUGAAGUGAGAAAGGAAGUCAGUUUUCUUCAGGAGGGAGGAAGGCACAAGCCAGAAGACUGUGUCGCCUCACAGAAGGUGGCGAUCAUCAUCCCGUUCCGAAACCGGCAUGAGCACCUUAAGCACUGGCUCUACUACCUGCACCCCAUACUGCUACGACAGCAGGUGGACUACGGGGUGUAUGUCAUCAACCAGGAUGGAGAGGGGGUCUUCAACCGGGCUAAACUGAUGAAUGUAGGCUAUGUUGAAGCGCUGAAGGAGUACGACUAUGACUGUUUCGUCUUCUCUGAUGUCGAUUUGGUUCCUUUAGAUGACCGGAACCUCUACAGGUGCUUCGACAAUCCCCGACACCUGGCUGUGGGCAUGGACAAAUUUAACUUCCAUUUACCCUAUAAUACCUUCUUUGGUGGGGUCUCUUCAUUGUCCAAGGACCAGUACUUAAAGAUUAAUGGCUUCCCUAACACAUACUGGGGCUGGGGAGGUGAGGACGACGACAUUUACAACCGAAUUAUCUUCCGUGGAAUGUCCAUUUCUCGACCUGACUUUGUGACGGGAAGGUACAAGAUGGUCAAACACACGAGAGACCAGCACAAUGAGGCAAACCCUGCGAAUCCUGGAAAACUGGGCCAAACCAAGUGGACCAUGGAUAAAGAUGGGCUCAAUACUCUUAAUUACACAGUCAAGGCCACUGUGAAGGAUAGAAUGUACACUUUUAUCACUGUGGAUAUUAACGCCCCGCCAAGCUGAAUGAGGAUGUGGAUCCUGGUUGGUGCUUGCGACAUCUGUCUCAAGAUACAAAGAAAAAGAUUUGGAACUCAACUUAUACAGUCUUGGGUGUGUUUAAGGUGUGUGCGUAAGGAUCGCGAAUGCAAUCGUGCGCAAAUGUGUGUGUGUGUGUGUAAGUUAAAUAUAAAGUAACUGUCAACUUAACUUAAGUGCUGGGAAUAUAUGCAGUUUCAGUGAUUGACAACCAUUCUUUAAAAAAGAAUGUGAAAUUCAUAUUUCUCCUUACCCCCACACAUAUUUCAAACGUACAGCUGUGAAGGCUUUCCACAACAUGUUGGAGUGUUUCUGUGGGAAUUUGUGCCCAUUCAUGCAGUAGAGCAUUUGUGAGGUCACACACUGAUGUUGGACCAAAAGGCCUGGCACAGUCAUGCUGGAAUAGAAAAGGGCCUUCAACAAACUGUUGCCACAAAGUUGGAAGCAUAGCAUAGUCCGAAAUGUCUUGUGAAAGGAAAUCAUUAAGAUUUCCCUUCACUAGAAGUCAGGGGCCGAGCCCAGCCUCUGAACAAUAGCCCCAUAAAGAGGUGUGUAUGGAUACUUUUGUUUAUAUAGUGUAUUUCUUAAAUGGAGCAGUGAGACGUUGAGCUUCUCUGUUGAUUUCAAACACUGCAAUAAUCAACAGUCUGCUCACAGAUAAGCAAGAGUGGACAAGAAUAUGGACACAAGAGACGCAAGAGACAUUUUACGACUUACUUCCAGGAGAUAUUUGUGCAGCAUUUUAUAUAGCCAGUGAGGGGGUAAAGGGGUUUUAUAUUUGUCUCAUUUAUACAAUGGUUUCUAAUUUGUCUUCACUGUACAAAAAAAUAACUCUUCUCUGCUUGACAUUAUUGUGACUGUAGGUGCACAUCAGCAGCAAGGGUUUCCUUUAAAACAAAUUGUAAAAAUCCAUCGGCUCUGAAGGAUAUUUAACUACAUUAUGACAGGAUUCCUUAAACUUUCGACUGCCCCGGGGUAAGAAUGAAGCUAAAAUAAUUCUUUUUCACGGAUGGGUUUACUGUUAUUUGUGUUUGGAAUGCAGUAUCAUUGUACAAUUGUACCAGUGGUUUCUGUAGCAAUCUUUCAGAAAACAUGUUUAAGCUGUUGUAAAGAACAGCAAUGAAAUGUGUGCUCACUAUGAUCCAGCACUGUGUGCUUCUCCUCGAAAAUCAAAACUUAAUUAAACUGCUUUUGCAAGUCA